Molecule: messenger RNA, 1881 nt
Organism: Lecanosticta acicola
Lineage: Eukaryota; Fungi; Ascomycota; Dothideomycetes; Mycosphaerellales; Mycosphaerellaceae
Source: the annotation of a GenBank genome assembly
AUGCAGCCCAUUCAGAAUGCCUCUCGCGGGGUGUCCAGGUACCACCAUCAGCCGACCAUUACUCAGGACCCCAUGAUGCAGUGUUCCUGACCGCUCCGCAGGAAACACCUCGGCUCUCGGUGGUUGAACCAAGCAUACCGCUCACGAGGACAGUCGCAGUACCAAGACACCUCCAAAACACCGCUCUCAACAUCGGCUCCACUCAGAGACGCGAGCUUCGAAUCGAAGUCGGGCAGGCUCAGCCAGGAUGCACCCAAGGAGAGGAGCGUUCAUCCGCCCAAGGCGUUUCGGUCAACUGCUCAGCCGGACUACAUCCUGAAUCCGAGGUUUCGAUCAGUAGGUCUCCAAGUCGUGAUUAUGUGAUGCAUGAGGGGUUGAACGACCGUAGCAUCCGAUUCCGAGGUUCGACGGCGAGGGCGUGCCGCCUCUGUCGCUGCUGGUCGAAAAUGGAGAGCUCAAGUUCUAUGAUGAGGCUGAGAAUCAAUCGACCAGGGUGUAUGUCAUGUCAGUCGUAUCGCCUGCUUUAGCUGACGCGGAAUAGAUCAGGGCGAUGGCUAAGGUAGACAACACUCACCGAGUCUCGCGUCGAGACACAUGGUUCUGACUUGGCAGGGACAACUGCUCCUGCUCGCAAUGCCGAAACAUCGAUACUGCUCAACGUCAGAUCAACGUGCUCAAGGUUGGCGAAGUCGUCAACCCGUGCAAUGCUCGCUCGUUUACGCUAUCUCGACAGGGCGAUCUCAACACCAAGAUCACGAAUUACGACAUUCGCGGCGACCAUGUUACAGUCACUUGUAAAAAUUCCGCAUCCCCUUAAGUCAGAAGUGACCAAACUAACCUGCGUCAAGUCGGCGAUGGUCACCGAAGUCGAUAUCCUACUGAGGCGAUAGCGAAACGAAGAGGCCACAGAAUGACUAAAAGCCGCUAUGGAAUCACGCCGUGCGUGCUGUGGUGCUUGUUGUCGCACAUGAACUAAACAGUCACCAGAUUAUCGAUAUGGAUGGCCGACAUUGCAUCCUCCCCACCCUCGGUUCCAUACUCAGACAUGGUCCAUAAGGCCGGAAUGGGAGCAUUAUUACAUAAGAUCGUAAGCUGAGAUGGAGUCGCUUCCAAAUCCUACACUUCCAUUGACAACUGCAGCGUACAUGGGGCUUCUGCUUCGUUGACGACAUGCCAGCUACACCCGAAGCAACCGAAGCACUCCUCGAAUCCAUCGGACCAAUACGCGUCACACAUUACGGCGGCUUCUACGACUUCACCUCCGACCUAUCCUCUAAAGAUACAGCCUACACCAGUGAAGCUCUCGAGCCACACACCGACAACACCUACUUCACCGAGCCUGCAGGCAUUCAAGCAUUACAUAUGCUCUCCCACACCGAUGGCUCAGGAGGCGAGAGCUCCCUGGUGGAUGGCUUCGGCGCAGCCGUACAGCUCUACGUCGAAGACCGCGAAGCAUACUUGACCCUUAGCGACACCGGCGUCUACACGCACGCAAGCGGAAACGAAGGCAUCAGCAUCCAACCGUCACAGCCCUUUCCGACUCUCUCCCACGAUCCGGAGCACCACUUCCUCACGCAAGUCCGCUGGAACAAUGCCGAUCGCGCCGGAGUUGCCACUGACUUUGCUUCCAUCGAUACCUGGUACGACGCCGCCGCGCGAUUCGACAAGAUCCUCAGCGACCAGAAGAAUCAAUACUGGUUCCAGCUCAAGCCGGGGCAGACGUUACUCUUCGACAACUGGAGAGUUCUGCAUGGGCGAACGGCUUUUACUGGCAAGCGACGGAUGUGUGGAGGUUAUAUCAACCGGGACGAUUUCAUUUCGAAGUACCGUAUGACAAGCAUGACCGCGGACGACAUGAACUUUUCAACCGUCACGGGAUAA